AUGGCGGGGGAACGAUGGAUCUUCACGAAGUCUCAAUUAUUGGAAACCCCCAGCCGAAAAUGUGGAGUAGACAUCGACAAAGAAUUAUCAUAUAGACAGCAAGCAGCAAACUUGAUUCAAGAAAUGGGACAGCGGCUCCAAACAAAUCAAUUAUGUAUCAACACAGCUAUAGUUUAUAUGCACCGUUUCUACAUGUUCCACAGUUUUACCAAAUUUAACAGAAAUGUGAUGAGCCCAGCUUGUUUAUUUUUAGCUGCCAAGGUUGAAGAACAACCUCGUAAAUUAGAACAUGUGAUAAAAACAGCUCAUAGUUGUUUAAGAGAGGGUUCUCUUGAUACCAAAAGUGAGACUUACCUCGAAUAUGCUCAGGAACUUAUUAUAAAUGAAAACAUUCUUCUUCAAACUCUAGGGUUUGAAGUACGAGUUGACCACCCUCACACAACAGUUGUUACUACAUGUCAGUUAGUUAGAGCUAGUAAGGAUUUGGCCCAGACGUCCUAUUUCCUGGCAACCAACAGCUUACAUUUAACAACAAUGUGCCUGCAACAGAAACCCAAUGUUGUAGCUUGUGUGUGUAUUCAUCUGGCUUGUAAAUGGUCAGGAUAUGAGAUUCCCUCAUCCCAUGAAGGAAAGUUAUGGUUUAAUUAUGUAGAUAAACAUAUUACUAUUGACUUGUUAGAAGAGCUGACUCAAGAUUUUCUGAAUAUACUAGAUAAAUGUCCAAGUCGACUGAAAAAGAAGAUAAUGACAUGGCGUGUAAGUUAUAUAUUUAUAUAG
Messenger RNA from Lottia gigantea (owl limpet), 777 nucleotides. RefSeq lists its product as hypothetical. The record is from RefSeq and is a predicted model, not a curated record. Gene Ontology annotation, cellular component: nucleus; cyclin/CDK positive transcription elongation factor complex. Gene Ontology annotation, biological process: regulation of transcription by RNA polymerase II; positive regulation of DNA-templated transcription, elongation. The coding region runs from base 1 to 777 and encodes 258 amino acids. Gene Ontology annotation, molecular function: cyclin-dependent protein serine/threonine kinase activator activity. Lineage: Eukaryota; Metazoa; Mollusca; Gastropoda; Lottiidae. The transcript is spliced from 9 exons.